Messenger RNA from Mycosarcoma maydis (corn smut), 2241 nucleotides. RefSeq lists its product as uncharacterized. The transcript has a single exon. Bases 1 to 2241 code for a protein of 746 amino acids. The record is from RefSeq and is a predicted model, not a curated record. Lineage: Eukaryota; Fungi; Basidiomycota; Ustilaginomycetes; Ustilaginales. Gene Ontology annotation, biological process: regulation of DNA-templated transcription. Gene Ontology annotation, molecular function: RNA polymerase II transcription regulatory region sequence-specific DNA binding; DNA-binding transcription factor activity, RNA polymerase II-specific.
AUGCCGUCCGUUCCUGCCAUGCACUCAAACUGGUCUGACAUCAAUCCUCUGGAUCUUGUCGACACCGACAAGAUGAUGAACUCGCUUUUCAACACCCCUGCCGAUAACACCAACACUUGCAGCGUUACCAAUAACAACAAUGGUGACGACACAAUGGAUCCCGGAGCUUUUGCUGCUGCCUGGCCUGACACAGUCUCACGAUCGCUUAGCGGCUCUGAUGCUUCCAACUACACCUGCUCACCCUCGGGGCUUCUUGGUGUAUCGCCCAGCGUUUCGAGCCAGUACCAUACCGAUUUCUUUACAAAGUCGAGCAAUGCUUGGCCCCCUCCUUUGAACUUCGCUGCCAACAUCCCUUCAUCCGCCGAGCAUUUCGAUAGCACGUACGCGAUGCUGUCCGAUUCAAUGCUUCCGAGUUUGUCACAUGCAAGUAUCCAAACUCCAUCCGAUGCUGGAAGCUUGCGGGGCGAUGUAUUUCACCCUUUCGGAGCCAUUCCUGAUAGCUCCAUGCGCGUCAACGACAUGAUGGAAAUUAUCGAUGCUGCAGCCAAGAAUGUUGGUGCCACUCCCCAGCUUAGUCCCGCUAGCUUUGUUUCGCAGCCUUCGCCUCUACUCCCUAACACUACCCUCACUGGUUACCACACCAACAUUGCCUCGGGUCAUGCUGCUCAUCUCGCCGAUCUCGUCAAGGACAGCAACAUUCUGAAUGCGGGCCACUCGGGCCCACGUUCGCUUGCCUCUAGCCUCAGUCGCUCGGUUCUCAGCGCUGAUGCCAUUGGCCGACCCGAUGCAUCCGCGCAUAUCGCUGCUCGCACUCACAACAACGGUCUCACCAUCCAGCAACGACGCCGUCUCAGCCUCAUGGCCAGGUCUCCGCCAAGUAUAUAUGCAACAAGCAUGGGGUCGGAGCACCCACCGCCCUCUCCCAUCAAGAACCGUCGACGUCUGAACUCGGCUCCGGAUCCUUCGUUGCCACACCUAGACUCUUCGCCCGAAGUGCCCAAAACGCCGCUUACGCCCAAUCAUCGUCGACCUCACCGCGGCUCCAUCAGCGGUGUCGAUGAAUUGGCUUUCCAAGACGCUAACAUGCCUGCCUCUAUUGAUGAUGCGGAUUCCUGGAUGGAUGCUGUCAUUGCGCACUCGCAUGAUCUUGUCUUUGUGCUCUCGCUCAAGGGCACUGUCCUCUACAUUUCGCCCUCAGUUAAACGUAUUCUGGGUUUCCACCCCGAAGAAAUCAUUGGCCGACCUCUUGUCGACUUUUGCCACCCUGCCGACAUUGGUCCCUUUUCGCGCGAACUCAAGGAAGCCAUUACCUUGCCAUCGGGCGAUGAGCAAGACCCUGACGCAUACAACUCGACCGCUGUCAAGGCUCAUCGUCGCGUUGACCUCAUCAUGCGCAUGUCAUGCAAGAACGGUACCUUUAGCCUGAUCGAGACCACCGGUCGUGUGUCGGUGGAUCCUCCCAAGCAUCGCAAAGUCGUCGUUUGCUCCGGCCGUCCUCACCCUGUUCCCAUGCUGCCGUGGACCGACGUACGUCAGGACCUCUUGACCACCGAGCUAUCGGCCUGGCUCAAGAUUUCUCACAACGGCAUCUUUCUGGGCUCCACGGGUCCCAUUCAGAAGAUCUUGGGCAUAGAGGAUAUCAACCUGCUCGGCCGCCACGUUCGCGACUUGCCGAUGGUCACAAGUUCGUCGGACCUCUUGGACGCUCUGCGCAGUGGUCGAUGCAUCUCUGUGCAGGAUCACUACGAAAGUAGCGCUUCGGGCCAGAACGCUCCGGUCAAGCUGACUGUCUACCCGUGGACGUCCAACGGUCGAUCGAAUUCGGUGUCGUUUGUUCACGUUCAGCAGAGACCCGGGGCUGUGAGCGCAACUGAUUGCGCACAAAAUAGUCCUUCGCCAUCUUCAAGCGUUCCUACCAAGCGCAAGGAAUUUGGGCGUAGGGAGGCGCAGUACACGUCAUCGCAACAACUGCACCGUCAAGAGCAGCAGACGGGGAGCGGCUCGCUCACUGGAUCGGCGACGCAGGCUAACGGUACGUCUGUGCCUGUGAUGACGGCCAACGAUGCGGCCAAUACGGUGUUUUCCGAGCUCACGGGCUUUCACAGUGGAUCGUGGCUCAUUGAAAUGCAAAGGCUGCACAACACUAACCGCAAGCUCCGUCACGAGCUCUCGGCAUUGACGCGACAAUCCUCGCAGGGCGUUUCGGUCGAAGCCAUGCCACAGGUCUCCGCCUGCUUCUAG